AAAGUACUUCCGUUUUAAAGUAUGACCGCUUCCGUGUUGACCCACGUUUUCACGUUCUAGCAGGAGGCAGGAGACACGUUACUUGCUGAUAAACUAUACGUAUUUAAACUCUAAACAUGAGGCCGUUAACUGAAGAAGAGACGAAAAUAAUGUUCGAGAAGCUGUCGAAAUACAUUGGAGAAAACAUCAAACUUCUAGUGGACCGACCUGACGGCACCUACUGUUUCAGGUUACACAAUGACCGUGUGUACUACUUGAGUGAGAAAAUUCUUAAAUUGGCCACAAACUUUUCCCGGGACAAGCUCAUCUCAGUAGGAACGUGUUUUGGGAAGUUUACAAAGACUGACAAGUUCCGCCUGCACAUUACAGCUUUGGAUUUCCUUGCACCAUAUGCAAAGUUUAAAGUGUGGCUGAAACCUGGAGCAGAGCAGUCUUUCCUGUACGGGAACCAUGUUCUAAAGUCCGGCCUUGGAAGAAUCACAGAGAACACUGUGCAGUAUCAAGGAGUUGUGGUCUACUCCAUGGCUGACGUGCCUUUGGGUUUUGGAGUAGCGGCCAAGUCUACUCAGGAGUGUCGGCGAGUUGAUCCAAUGUCCAUUGUGGUGUUCCACCAGGCUGAUGUGGGAGAGUUCAUUAGGAACGAAGACACGUUAACAUAAAGAUGCAAAAACAACUGGACUGUUGAAUCUUUUUUAACAACGGAUUAUUUACCCAGUAGUAUUCACUGAAAUUUACACCCAGAAUGGCUUGUUUGAACUGCUAAACAUUUAGCAGUGAAAUGUUUGGAUUCAGGUGCCUGGUUCAAGCACACUUUAAAAGCAGCUUCUGCUACUGGACCAUAUGUCCCUGCAGUCCAGGGGACAAAAGACUUCUCCGGCAUGUCAGAGCGGUCUUACCCUCUCCCUCUCUUUGUAUCGAAUGUUGUCAAAAUGAAGUGGAGGUCUGUGUGUGUGUCUUUUGUAAAUGGCAUUCUUCAAAUAAAUCUGUAAUAUCUUUGUA
This is a messenger RNA of Mugil cephalus (flathead mullet), 999 nucleotides long. It is a transcript of the gene nip7, whose product is annotated as NIP7 nucleolar pre-rRNA processing protein. Gene Ontology annotation, molecular function: RNA binding. The record is from RefSeq and is a predicted model, not a curated record. Bases 117 to 659 code for a protein of 180 amino acids. Lineage: Eukaryota; Metazoa; Chordata; Actinopteri; Mugiliformes; Mugilidae. The transcript has 5 exons. Gene Ontology annotation, biological process: ribosomal large subunit biogenesis; ribosome assembly. Gene Ontology annotation, cellular component: nucleolus; preribosome, large subunit precursor; nucleus.